UUAAAAGCUCUGGUUUGGCUGGAACUCUAUGUUUUAUUAGUUUGGCUGUCUCUGAGGUAGCAUUUGUGGUAAAAAAAAUGGGCUUGAUUAAAUUUAUUCUUUUGGUGUUUCUUUAUCACCAGUUGGUGUUUCAAGAGAAUCCGUUAAAUGGCCACAGUUACUUGGUUGAUGCAUCGGUUUUUAUCCUCUUGGAAAACACCUUGAGCCAGGACGCUCCGUCUGGUCCGGGCAACGGCACCCAGAGCCAGGACGCUCCGUCAGGUCCGGGCAACGGCACCCAGAGCCAGGACGCUCCGUCAGGUCCGGGCAACGGCACCCAGAGCCAGGACGCUCCGUCAGGUCCGGGCAACGGCACCCAGAGCCAGGACGCUCCGUCAGGUCCGGGCAACGGCACCCAGAGCCAGGACGCUCCGACUGAUUUGGGUAACGCCUUGAGCCAGGAUGCACCAUAUGGUUCUGUGACUAGCACCUCGAGUCCUUCUGAUAAAUCUACUUCAAGCCCUGUCUCUUCACCUGAUGGAAGAGCACGGUUCAAGUAAUGUUUUGCAAUGUAUGGGGGUGGUGUGUGUGUGGGUUUUUUUUUUUUUUAAUUAUCCCAAGGUGUUGUUCCUUGAUCAUCCAUGCUGUCAUAGCAACAAGUUUGUUAGCUUGAACCUGCUCUGCAGCACAGGCUUAUUUCAUGUACACCAGAUUCAAUCACUGUUUUAUAAGCACAAUUGAGACUUAAAAUCUGUCCCAGCCAAUGCUGCUCUAUAACAAGAGUAUCCUGCCGAUCCAAGGACGGUAAUUACAAAUGUACAUCUACUCUUUGAAAUAUUUGCAAUUAAACAGUAACUGUACUGGAGUCUUAAUGCUGUAGUUUCCAUUAAAAGAAGUUGGCAACACUGGAGUAUUAAUCUCUUGCUUCAGUAAAGACCUGUGAGAACAUAAAAAGAUGGCUGCAACAAAUCUUAGUUUACAUCACAACUCUAUUUGCAAAUGUUGUUUUAAUCAGUUUCUAAAAUGUCCCCUUUUACUCUAAUAAAAAGUAUACCUGGG
Messenger RNA from Puntigrus tetrazona (Sumatra barb), 1038 nucleotides. Its product is annotated as spidroin-2-like. The record is from RefSeq and is a predicted model, not a curated record. Bases 78 to 539 code for a protein of 153 amino acids. The transcript is spliced from 5 exons. Lineage: Eukaryota; Metazoa; Chordata; Actinopteri; Cypriniformes; Cyprinidae.